AUGUCCUCUUUGCUUUUGUGGAUUUUCGUCACUCUGACGUCAUCAAAACACGUGAUUCCCUCUCUGCCAGAAUACACCCCUCACCACGCCUUCCACGCAGGACCAGUCCUUGGUUACCAUGGCAACACCAACGACCAAGCAUCCUAUUUGCACGGACGUCCUUCGGGAGGUCGAGCUAUUGGAAAGGUCAGAGUUCGCCGCCUGGCGUCCCGAUCUACGUCCAGAAAACAAGCGAGAUACAUGCAGAUCCCAAUUUAUCGUCCCGGAAUGCCUGGUAGUCGUUCUCCCGCCGCCAUCAACAUCAACACACUUCUACCAUACCGCCGGAACUACUUCGACAGCUUCUUAGCAUCCCAGUUUUGGAUCAGUCCCAACCCAACAGCAAUCAACCCCGUGGCCCCACCAAUCAGGGCUCGCUUCACUUCUCCACGGGCCAGCAAGCAUGUUGAGUCUCCGCCAAUCAUAUCACCCCUAGCAAACGCAAUUGACAAGGACCUACCAGUGAUGACGAAACAAAGCAGUAAGUGGGUGUGGCCUAACAGUGACGUCACGGGUCCCUUGAGUAGUUUUACAAUUAAUGUCAAUAAACUGUAG
Haliotis rufescens (red abalone) is the source of this 594-nucleotide messenger RNA. RefSeq lists its product as uncharacterized. The transcript has 4 exons. The coding region runs from base 1 to 594 and encodes 197 amino acids. The record is from RefSeq and is a predicted model, not a curated record. Lineage: Eukaryota; Metazoa; Mollusca; Gastropoda; Lepetellida; Haliotidae.